AUUGAUGUGGGCGAGAUCCAGCACUUGCUGCAGAAGCUUGGAGUUGAGGUCACCAAGGAGCAGGCCUCCAGAAUACUGCAGAGGUACAAUAGAAGAUUUUAAAGAAGAAGAAGAAAACACACACACACGCCCACAAACGUGCUUCAUUUCUAUCCUUUCCAAUGAUACCAACUGUACUUUAACCAUUAUUAUUUUAUUUGCAGUCUUGGAAUGAAACCUGUUACAUAAUGUGUACAUAACAUUUUGAGUUUUGAGAAAGCAGCACUGUGUCAAAAUGGUUAGCAUGUCAACAUCCCAAUCAAUUCCUCUCACUAUAAAUUAUCCAUAGGUGGGAAUGGGAGCGUGCAUUGUUUUAUCUAUAUGUGCCCUUUAAUCAAGUGGUGACCAGUCCAGGGUAUAUCCCACCUUUCGCACAAAGUCUACUGGGAUAGGUUUUAUCUCACCCUUGAUGCUGAUGAGGAAGCACGGUCACAGAAAAUAGAGAGAUAAGUGGAAGAAGAUGGAUGCAUAGAUGGAUGAAUAAAUCUUAAAUAAAAAUAUUAUCGAAAUAAAUGUUUUAAUAUAAACAGUUCUUCAAGAUUAAAUGCAAAUGUAUUGAACUUAAAAGUGAAAUGAUUGUAGAUUUUGAAAUUUCUGUUGUCAAAGUAAUAGUACAUACAACAUGCCAAAUUAUAUAAUGAAACCCAACACAAUAUUACCUAGCCGAAUUAUAAUUAUUGUUUUUAUUGACCAACCAGACGGCACGGUGGCCGACUGGUUAGAGCGUCAGCCUCACAGUUCUGAGGACCCGGGUUCAAUCCCCGGCCCCACCUGUGUGGAGUUUGCAUGUUCUCCCCGUGCCUGUGUGGGUUUUCUCCGGGCACUCCGGUUUCCUCCCACAUCCAAAAAACAUGCAUUAAUUGGAGACUCUAAAUUGCCCGUAGGUGUGACUGUGAGUGCAAAUGGUUGUUUGUUUGUAUGUGCACUGCGAUUGGCUGGCAACCAGUUGAGGCUGCCCGAUGAGAGCUGGGAUAGGCUCCAGCACGCCUGCGACCCUAGUGAGGAGAAGCGGCUCAGAAAAUAGAUGGAUGGAUGGAUUGACCAACCAGCCAACAAGUUUGUCAAUUUCCCAGCAUGGACAGGGAUGGCACCAUGACCAUUGACUGGAAAGAAUGGCGCGAUCACUUCCUGUUCAAUCCUUUCCACAACAUGGAGGAGAUUGUCCACUACUGGAAGCACUCCCACAUGAGUUCUCAGAGAAGGAACGGCAGUCCGGACUGGUAUGGAGGCAGUUGGUUGCUGGAGCAAUGGCAGGUGCUGUGUCCAGGACAGGAACUGCUCCUUUGGAUCGCCUGAAAGUUUUCCUGCAGGUACAUGGUUCUGUGUCUCGUGGGACAAAUCUGUGGUCGGGGCUGAGAGGAAUGAUCCAAGAAGGAGGUGUCUUUUCACUCUGGAGGGGAAAUGGCAUCAAUGUCCUCAAGAUUGCCCCAGAAUCUGCAAUUAAGUUUAUGGCCUAUGAACAGAUCAAACGGCUGAUCCGUGGCAGCAGGGAAGGGGGAAGUUUGAGGGUACAAGAAAGAUUCCUUGCUGGCUCUUUGGCAGGAGCAACUGCCCAAACCAUCAUUUACCCCAUGGAGGUGCUGAAAACCCGUCUAACAUUGAGGAAGACAGGGCAAUACUCAGGUAUGGCUGACUGUGCCAGACAAAUCCUGAAAAGGGAGGGAGUCCGGGCUUUCUACAGAGGCUACCUGCCAAAUACAAUCGGCAUCAUCCCCUAUGCUGGUAUCGAUUUAGCUGUGUAUGAGACUCUAAAGAAUGCCUGGCUUCAGAGGUACUGUCUAGACUCUGCAGAUCCAGGUGUUUUGGUCCUACUGGGCUGUGGUACUGUUUCCAGCACCUGUGGGCAGCUAGCGUCAUAUCCACUUGCUCUCAUUCGGACACGAAUGCAGGCGCAAGCCAGCACGGAGGGUAACCCAAAACUGACCUUGGUGGGCCAGUUCAAAUUCAUCUUAUCCAACGAAGGUGUGUCUGGUCUGUAUCGUGGUAUCACACCCAACUUUCUCAAAGUCAUUCCAGCUGUUAGCAUCUCCUACGUUGUAUAUGAGCACAUGAAAAGAUUCCUUGGGGUUGGACACUAGACUAGGACGACGAGUGAGGAUGACCGAACUGGAAAGGAUAAAGAAAGCAAAGACUCAGUUUAUGAGACAACGCUGGUGAGAGAAAAGAUCCGUCUCAUGAAAACAUCUGGUUGGGAGGUCAAAUUUUUUUUGCGAGUAUGCACUCUCACUGAAACAAAACAACAGAAAAUGACCGUGCAUGUGGGUCAUUUUCAUAUAAUUUGAUCAAUAACGGUAAAGACACAUCUAAUUUAGCAAUUUUUUAAAUGCUCCCUUAGUUUUAUAUGGGUAAAUGUCUCCCAUUAUGAAACAGACCUGCUUAAAGUCCUAUUUUCAAAAAGUUAUUGAUUUUAAAUUUUAAGCAUUCAAAGUAGGAUGGUGGUGCCCCUUUGAAAUACUGUACACCUAUUUUUAUAACAGUAAAGACAAAAAAACAAAAUGGAAAAGACAUCAACCGCUUCAUAAAAACCAUGUGAGUUGCAUUGCAAUUUACAUGUGUUGCCUUUCAAACUGUGGAUACUGUACAAGCGCUAAAUGAUCCUAACUACUCGUUAAACCCAUUUCACUCGUCUUUAUACAAUCGUAAUAACGGUAAAGACAUGCAAUCGUUCCAACACUUGCACUAAUUCAUACAUAUUCAUUCAUAUCUCAGAAAUACCUAAUUGUUUUGCUGUCUGCUAUUGCGUGAAUGCAAAAUGCCUGCCUCAUCCUGGCACUUCAGCUCACAGAUCCCGCUGGUGUAUUGCAACAACAUAAUGAGGCUCUCUCCAGUGGAAUUAGCGGUAAAGAAAGCUUGAGUGACAAAGGAGCGUUUGUAAAAGAACACUGAAGACGCUAAGAUGCAAUUGUAUUCGUUUUCAUGGAAAAGACAUAUUAAGCAAUAGGAGAAAAGUCUUCCAUAUCAAAAAAAUGAAUUAACAUCAUCAGAAAAUAUGUUGCAAAUCAUGAAACUUCAUUUCGAAGACCUAACGGCAAAGAAAUUUUGACAAAAGUUUGAAAAGUAUUACUUUAGAAUUGUUUUUUUUCAUAGAAACAAUUAAUGACAUUUUGAUGGAUAACAACUGCCAUUAACCCAAAUACUGUUCUCAUAUCAGUACAAGUCAUUGAUUUUCAAUAGGAAAUUCAGUGGGCCAUGUCUUUACCGUUACUGAUCAAAUUAUAUGAACAUAGACCGUAUGCUCAGUGAUUUUUCUGUAUUAAACUAUAAUCCAAACCAUGAACAAUAUUUUUUUGUUGUUGUUGUUUUACAAUGCUGCUCAUAAAACAUACUCCAAAAAAAAAUGUAAAAAAAUCUGCAUAAUAACAGGGCAGCAUGUCUAAAAAAUGAGUAAACAGUUUGCUUUUAGUUGCCCGGGUUUUUAUAGUGUCACAGAUUUAUUUAUUUUAAGCUUUAAAGAUGAGUGAUUCAUGUUGGACGUUUUUUGAAAUCAUGAAAUGUCAGUCAGAUGCUUUUCUCUGUUGUCAGCUGCUCCGUCCUUUUUAAUGCCAUGAAACUGGGCACCAACUUUUUGUGUAUUACGGAAUGUUUGCAGAGGCAUAAUUUGUCAUUUCAAAACUCAUCCAGUUGAAUUUGUACUAUAUAGUAAUUGAGUAUCAUACAGAGCUAUUUUCAAUAGUUUAUUCCUUGCAAUGACGCUUUUGCCCCCCAAAAUGUGACACAAAGAUACACGUAUUCAUCAUCUUAUUGUUAAAUUCUGAGCUGCACAAAAUAUUUAGACAGUACCUUGUUGGAGCAGUUCUGAAGAAUGUUCUCUUAAAUGUGUCUGCAUUCGAUGUAACACGUCUUCUGCAUUACCACUAUUGUUAUUUUCUUCCACACAAGCCUGCUUGAAAUGAUGAAUGCUUGUGUCCAGUGGGGCCUUUUGCGCAUGACACGUGUAAAGCAUGGAUGCAUGUUAUGGUUGUUGGGUCAGCCAGUUUAAGGGUGGGUGGGAUUAUUUAUUCCAAAUAUUUUAAACACAAAAGUGUUUAUGUGUGUGUAUUUAUAAAGGCUUGUUUAUAAAUGCUAGAAAUACUGUACAGUAGAACCUCAAAAGUUGAACACAACUCAGUUUCAUGACAUUUAAUGUAAAGUGAUUUAAUAUCUUUAUUCACUCCAGAAAAUGUUUUGGAUAGCAUUUAACAUUCCUAACUGUUCAAAAAAUAUAAAGAAAAAUUAAUUCAUAUUAAUAAAACUGAAAUCAAGUAAAACUACUCAAACAUUAAAGAGGCUUGAAACAAACAUAAUGGGGAAGGAAAAUUCUUGUCACUUGAGGAUUUUUAUAGGUACCGCUGCAGUUAAAAAGUGUACAAUGAUCUCACUUUUUUAAAAUUUCUUUUCAUGGUAAACACUGAAGAAAUUUCACUUUGCUACAAUUUAAAGUAAUUGCAACAACAGUAUUGCUAUUCGAGUGUUUGACUUUUGAAAUUCCACUGUAUAACUUUUUAGUUUUGAUAACACAUCAAUACCGACCGAACAUGCAUGUGCACUUUAAAUGCCUCCAUGAUGAAAAUUCGGUGAUACCGUACUUGUCACGAGUUGAUUCAGACAGGACCUAAGAGCAGGCGUAGGCUGAGAGGUUGUGAUGAAACGUUUAUUGAACAAAGGGGGAUGGAGAUGGUCCUUGAGAUAUGCUGGUGGUUUGUUGAGGCAGGGAACGUGUGGCAGGCGGUGGCAAGGACAGGCGGCUGGCGAGGGACACAAAGGGAGCACCGAGGAGAAGGAGAAACACGGAGGUGAGAAAAAUCACAAGAAGUGGCGUGGCUUACUAGAGGCUUGAGAGCCGUCGUACCGCACGAGAGCGUUAAUACUCCGGCGAGAGUUUCCGGGAUCCGGCAGGCUUUUAUGCGGGUGACGAUGAGGGCUGAUUAAUGACAGGUGCACGGCCGAGGUGGUGCUGAUUACUGUCAAGAGAGAUAGGGAUGGGGAGAGAGAGAGGGCGAGAGGACACCGCUCAUGACAGUACUCUAUAUUAAUAAAUGUAUUUGCACAAGUCAUUUUGGAAGCUGCAUUAGUCUUGUUUACUCAGGGGCAUGUAGAAUUGUGUGCAAUAAUUACGUCUUAGAUAAUGCUCCUUGCAAAAUCUUUUCAAAUUCCACACUCAAUAUGAACCAGAUGUAAAACGAGUCCAGGCCAACAAACAUGUUAACAUACGAAAAUAGCGUUUUGAUUUGCACCCUGUGGAACUAAUAAAGGAUUCCAUUCUUACACAUGUAUUUGUUUGUCAUUGCAGUCGACAGCUUUUACAUCGCAAUUUGUUUAAUACAAGUACAGAAAUUAUAGUAAUCAAUGUAACCACCAUGAUAUAUUAUUAUUAUUACUAUUAUUAUAGUGCAAUCUGUUUGCGUUAUACAUUUACCUGCACGAAGAAAAGAACAUUUGUCAUAAUAUAAUAUUUGAAUGAUAUGAUGAUUUAUUGUCGUAUGUACGGUUUACCAAUGAAUUGCCACAUUGUAUAAUUACAUAUAUAGGGUACUGAUUGGUUUACAUUUAUUUUCAAGACAACAAAUAAAAGAUUGUAUUUUUGUGUA
Messenger RNA from Phycodurus eques (leafy seadragon), 5606 nucleotides. RefSeq names its product mitochondrial adenyl nucleotide antiporter SLC25A23-like. Lineage: Eukaryota; Metazoa; Chordata; Actinopteri; Syngnathiformes; Syngnathidae. Gene Ontology annotation, biological process: transmembrane transport. Gene Ontology annotation, molecular function: calcium ion binding; ATP transmembrane transporter activity. The coding region runs from base 1152 to 2117 and encodes 321 amino acids. The transcript has 7 exons. The record is from RefSeq and is a predicted model, not a curated record.